This is a messenger RNA of Betta splendens (Siamese fighting fish), 1017 nucleotides long. Its product is annotated as proteasome subunit alpha type-4-like. Gene Ontology annotation, biological process: ubiquitin-dependent protein catabolic process. Gene Ontology annotation, cellular component: cytosol; nucleus; proteasome core complex. The coding region runs from base 159 to 944 and encodes 261 amino acids. NCBI's taxonomy places the organism in Eukaryota, Metazoa, Chordata, Actinopteri, Anabantiformes, Osphronemidae. The transcript is spliced from 9 exons. The record is from RefSeq and is a predicted model, not a curated record.
ACGGGACAGUCCUCCCGGCGGAGGGUGGCGCUGCUGAGCGGAAACUAAGCGCCACGGGAUCCGGUGUCAUCAAACCGAAAGUAGUGCAGCCUGUCAGCCUGGACAGAAGUACCAAAUUUACAGCUUUUCUCACAAGGACACUUCAAGAGACGUGAACAAUGUCUCGCAGAUAUGAUUCCCGAACAACCAUAUUUUCUCCCGAAGGCCGCUUGUAUCAGGUGGAGUAUGCCAUGGAGGCCAUCGGCCAUGCCGGGACAUGUCUGGGUAUUCUGGCAAACGACGGAGUGCUGCUAGCAGCAGAGAGGCGCAACAUCCACAAACUACUCGACGAGGUUUUCUUCUCUGAAAAGAUCUACAAACUUAAUGAAGACAUGGCGUGUAGUGUUGCUGGCAUUACAUCUGAUGCCAAUGUACUGACAAAUGAAUUGCGGCUUAUUGCACAGAGAUAUUUAUUGCAGUACCAGGAGCCGAUACCCUGCGAGCAGCUGGUGACAGCACUGUGUGAUAUCAAGCAGGCCUACACACAAUUUGGAGGAAAGAGGCCAUUUGGUGUUUCGCUGCUCUACAUGGGUUGGGACAAACACUAUGGCUUCCAACUGUACCAGAGUGAUCCCAGUGGCAACUAUGGAGGCUGGAAGGCAACCUGCAUCGGCAACAACAGUGCUGCUGCAGUGUCCAUGUUAAAGCAGGACUACAAAGAGGGAGAGAUGAGUCUGUCCUCCGCUUUGGCUUUGGCCAUCAAAGUCCUCAACAAAACAAUGGACGUGAGCAAGCUCUCAGCAGAAAAAGUGGAGAUUGCUACCCUGACACGAGAAGAUGGGAAAACAAAAAUCAAAGUGCUGAAACAAAAAGAAGUAGAAGAACUCAUUAAGCGACACGAGGCUGAAGAGGCCAAAGCUGAGAAAGACAAAAAAGAGAAGGAGCAGAAGGAGAAAGACAAAUGAGCUAAAUAAUCAUUUUUCAUUCUUGCUACCAAAUUCUGUGUUUUUGUCUUUUACAUUAAAAGUUGGAAACUUA